Molecule: messenger RNA, 1763 nt
Organism: Hydra vulgaris (swiftwater hydra)
Lineage: Eukaryota; Metazoa; Cnidaria; Hydrozoa; Anthoathecata; Hydridae
Product: sorting nexin-8
Biological process (GO): early endosome to Golgi transport; intracellular protein transport
Cellular component (GO): early endosome membrane
Molecular function (GO): phosphatidylinositol binding
Source: RefSeq, a predicted model, not a curated record
AUUGCACUAAUUAGAGAAUUAAAACAAAAACUCUUUUUGCAUCAAACCCUCCGUUGAUGUAUGUACUGAAGUAUCAAAAGUGUUUCAUGCAAGACUAGUGUUACAUCAAAUCUGAAUUAUUUAUUAGAGCUAUAAAUGUUUUGUAAAAAUUAUAAUGGAAGUAGAUUUAGAUCAAGAUUCUAUUGAAAUUGAGCUUCAAGCAGAGAAAAAAGGUCUUCUUCUUAAAUAUCGUGAAUAUGUUGUUUUUAGUAAGAGGCAUAAAAUGAGUGUCCAGCGUCGAUAUAAUGACUUCAGCUCGUUCUAUGAUGUAUUGUUAAUGCGAUAUCCAUACAGAAUUAUUCCAAAAUUGCCACCCAAGAAAAUUGGAGCGAAUAAGGAGUUCAUUGAAGGACGAAGAAGAGCAUUAAAGCGCUUUUUAACAAUAAUCAUGAAACAUCCGGCAAUGAGAGAGGACAACAUUAUCAGCUACUUUCUUUCAUAUACAGGAUCAGAUGUUGGAUCCAAACUUAAAGAGCAAUUCAAAGGUGUUCCAGAUGAGUUUAUAACUAACCCAUUAUCUUCGAAAGCAAAGGACAUGGUACCAUCAGAUACACAAGGAAAUCUUGCAAAUAGUCGGCAACAGAUUUUUACAAUACACCGGUGUUUGAUGCAAGUGAAAGAUGUUAUAGAUAGACUAGCAAAUAGAACUGAUGGUAAUUCACAAGAUAUGGUUACAUUCAGCAAAAAUAUGUUGGUUUUGUCAGAGGAAUCAAGUGCAAUAACUAAUUGGGCAACUGGUGGUAAGAACACAUGGCAGCUUUUGCAAAAAGGCUUCAAAUCUCUAGUUGAGCCAUUUACAGCUCUUUCAGAAAAAUAUGCUAUUUAUAGUACUAAAGAAACUCAAGAUGUUGGUGAUUGUUUAGAGAUGUUUCUUGAUAUUACUACUGGUUAUAAGGAUUUACUUGAAAGACAUGAAAAAGGAGUUCUUCGUGACCAUCAACUCGCAUUAAAUAAAAUGCAGCAAUACAAACAAAAGCAUCACAUUGCAACUGUCAAAAAUGUUGAUUCAAUUGAUCAGCUGGAGCAACGCAUUUAUCAGCAAGAGGAUGCUAUUCAUACUAUGGAGAACAGAAACUAUUUUUCUUUAUAUUGCUUGCAAAUGGAAACCCAGCUUAUACAUUCAAACUUAAAUAUGCUUAUUGAAAUGUUGAGGAACCUUGUGGAUGUUGAAAUAAAAAAACACAUUGAGCUUGCAGCAUUAUGGGAAGAAAUUCGUGUUCCAGUUGACAAUAUAGCAUCUUCUACUAUACGUGUUCAAACUCCAGUUUCUCCUUCUGCGCCUCCUGCGUAUUUUGAAUAAAUUUUUUUUUUAGAAUAAUUGUUAGAAAAUUUUUUAGAAACUAUUGUAAAAAAUUCAGUACCUGACUGACGAGAAUUUUGUGACUAAUUUACUUAUUUCAAUUACUCAUAAAUUAAUUACAGUUAAAUUAACUGUUCAUUACUAAUUAUAUUGACUUCUAAUUAGUUUGACUACUAAUUUUAUCUUUUUAUAACAUUUUUUUUAACUAAGUUUCUUUCAAAUUUCUCUUGUAUUUUUGAUUUUUAUUUUACCUUAAUUUUUAUGCUUAAAAAAAAAUGUUUUUAUAUGAAUAAAUGUAAAGAAUUUUAUAUCUUUAUAAAUGUAUAAAUUAUGUUACUUAAUUAGUGUUGUUUCUGAAGAAUUUUAAAUAAUAAAUCUGUAAAUGUUUUUAUAGUUAUUUGUGUUUAAUUAUUAUUUAUUUGUU